AUCAAUCUAGUGGCGGUUCAUUCAUUUCUAAACCAUUUAAAAAAAAAGGGCGCGUGCCAAAUAGGGGGGUGGGGGGGCUCUCGCGUCUCCCCGCGCGCGCUAGCUGGCCGGCUGGCUUGGGUCUGGCUUCGCAACGUACACACAACAGUCAUUGGAUUGCGUGCGCGGUAGGCGGAACCCGGACCCUCUUCACAUCCCACUUUUGAGAAGAUUACGAGGACAGUUUACUGGGAAAACGCAUGACAUUAACGCCGCGCGGAGGGAAGGAGGACGGACGUAGCGGGCCACAGACAGGACGACACGCCACGGGUCCGGGAGGCAGAGCCGAGCAGCGAGCGGACGGAGGCAGCAUCGGAUCUGUGUGGAGAUAUUUGGAGUUGGAGGAGGACACUGGUACUUCUCUGAUCCCAGGAGGAAAAUAAAAACUCACAGUACAAACUUUGCCUCAAACAUUUACACAUUUCAACAAACUGAUUAUUACAUACACACAAAGGCACCAGAGCAAAUAUGAGUGAGGAUAAACCGGCCGACACUGUGGAAAGUGCUCCUGCUGAGGAGAACGCUAUUCCGAAUGGGAAAGGCCACGAGCCCGGGGAAGAGAUCACUGCAUCGGCCAAAACACCACCUGCAGGGGACGGUGAAAAUCCCCACAGAACUGAGAAUACAGAGGCCAACCUGCCAGAGAGCCAGGAGUUCCUAUCAGGCAUUGAUGACAAGAAGACCACACGCUUCACAGAUUUUGAGGGGAAAACCUCGUUUGGGAUGUCCGUCUUCAACCUGGGCAAUGCAAUCAUGGGCAGUGGAAUCCUAGGACUGGCGUACGCCAUGGCCAACACAGGGGUCGUCCUGUUUUUGACACUUCUAACAGUGGUGGCAGUCCUCUCGUCAUAUUCCAUCCAUUUACUGCUCAAGUCAUCUGGCAUUGUAGGCAUUCGGGCGUACGAGCAGCUCGGCUACAGGGCCUUUGGGACCGCGGGGAAGAUGGCGGCAGGUAUUGCCAUCACGCUGCAGAACAUUGGAGCCAUGUCCAGUUACCUGUACAUAGUCAAGUAUGAGUUUCCUUUGGUCAUCCAGGCCUUUCUGAAGGUGGAUAAACCUGCAGGCGAAUGGUACCUGAAUGGGAACUACCUGGUGAUCAUUGUAUCUAUUGCAGUAAUAUUACCACUGGCUCUCAUGAAACAGCUAGGAUACCUGGGAUACACCAGUGGCUUCUCCCUGAGCUGCAUGGUUUUCUUCCUCAUUUCGGUCAUCUACAAGAAGUUCAAUACCCCUUGUCCAUUCGUGGACUUUGCAUUUAAUGGCACUGCCAGUGUGCUGAAUGUCAGUGUCGCUGACCCCGGCGGGGAGGAUAAUCCUGCCUGCAUUCCCAAAAUGGCCAACCUCAACUCACAAACGGCCUACACCAUCCCCAUCCUGGCGUUCGCCUUUGUGUGCCACCCCGAGGUCCUGCCCAUCUACACAGAGCUGCGCAAUCCCACCAAGAAAAAGAUGCAGCAUGUGGCCAACAUCUCCAUUGCAGUCAUGUACAGCAUGUACUUCCUGGCUGCCCUUUUUGGAUACCUAACUUUCUAUGGUGAAGUGGAACCAGAGCUGCUUCACACCUACAGCCGUAUUGACCCGUAUGACACUUUGAUUUUGUGCGUGCGUGUGGCUGUGCUCACUGCUGUCACACUCACUGUGCCCAUUGUGCUCUUUCCCGUGCGGAGAGCGAUCCAGCAGAUGAUGUUUCCCAACAAGACCUUUAACUGGCCCCGUCACAUCGCCAUUGCCAUCAUCCUGCUCACUUUCAUCAACCUGCUGGUCAUCUUUGCCCCCAACAUCCUGGGCAUCUUUGGGAUCAUUGGUGCCACAUCUGCCCCUUGUCUCAUUUUCAUCUUCCCUGCUGUCUUUUACAUUCGCAUUGUACCCAAAGAAGAGGAGCCACUGCGCUCGGUUCCCAAAAUCCUGGCUGCCUGUUUUGCCGGGAUAGGCUUCCUGUUUAUGAUAAUGAGUCUCAGCUUCAUCCUUAUUGAUUGGACAUCGGGCAGCAGCAACGCCAGCAGUGGUCACUAGGAACCACCUUUCUUUUUUUUUUCAGGUUUUAUAUUGUUGAUUUAGAUCUGUGUUGUAAUGUUACUGUUUUUACUUUGAAUAUAAUGUUUGAUGUUGAACAUGCCCUAUCUUUUCCAUUAGAGAAUAUUGGCCACAGAGGAGGAGUCUAGAGUUGAGGAUGGUUCUCUGUUUCUCCACAAAAAGCUCUCACUCGUUACAUUGUACUCUACAUCCUGCCAGUCAGUGACUGCAGAUGCAGGCCAGUAGGCUUUCUUGGAAAGUUGAUAGUGAAUUUACAAAAUAGGCCAGGUGCAUAAAGAUUGAUGUUGACAUUUGGAGGCUGUGCCUUGUGAGAUGGAUGUAAAAAGUCACAAUACAGAAAGCUGCUGUCUUUAUACGCCUGUCCCCAUGUUGGUUGUGAGCAUCUGCCUCCCCUCUCUGUCCCUGUAUUGUCCUAAAAUGAUCUGCAAACUGCUACUCAGAUUAUAACACACAAUAUAAGGCACCUCCCUUUUAAGAAAUGUAUUGACUGAUAGAGAAUUCUUUUAAGAUUUUUAUGUCAAUGAUGAUGAUUAUUAUUAUUAUUUUAAGUUAUUUGAAUACCUACAUCUUUGCCAUUCUGUGCAACUGCAGAGGAAAGUGAUAGUAAGCUAUUGCACAGAAAUAAAGAUAAGUUAAAGGAAUAGUUUUAACUUUUUCAGGAAACAUACACACACUUUGUUGGAGAGUUAGAUGAGAUUGAUCGCCACAGGCAGAAGCUGGUUAGCUUAGCUUAGCAUAAAGACUGGAAAAUGCUGAACUAUUCCUUUUAAGGCGUGUAGCCUCUGACUCCACUAACUUGUGCUGCUGCUGUGUAUUUUAAGGUUUGGAGGUGUUAACAUUCUCACCUCCGACAGAGCAAAGCCACAUACAGUAUGUGGUACUGUGUUGAGAGCACAUUUAUUAUAACAUUCCUAUACAAUAUUAUCUAGAUGUAUAUUUUUUAUUAUUAGUCAUUACUUGUUGAAAACCUCAGAAGAUGCAGUACGGACUGAUGACAUGAUCCUCAGCGCUUACCGAGGCGAUCAAUAUCAGAAAUGCAGGUUUCAAGUUCGGAGCAUUUUUAAAUGGUUCUUGCCUGUCCAGACCACUAAAUAACAGAGUGCCUAUAUUGUGCACAGAGUUUUCUUUUCAGUAUUACUGUUUGAAUGACAGUGACAAAUGGUACUGAAGACCUCAUCAGUUGGAUUGUACAGAUCAGAGUGAUAAAUGAAAUGAAAAGAAGAAAGUUACCGCUCAGUGUUCUUAAUCAUGGAGCGGGGACCUGGAGGAUUCGAUGUGUUGUUUCUGAACAUUUACUGGCAGUAAUCAGAGAUAACCAAAACAUGUAUAAAAAAACAAAAAAAUCGACAGGGUCACUUAAUAAACAGCUUGGUGUCUGUAAAUAUUUCUGCGUCCAGCACAAACUUGAUGCCUAAUAAAAAUGAUAGACAUAAAAUUAUAGUCACUUUAACAAUCUUGAAAAGUUGGUGGUUAGCAAUAGCACUUUCCUUUGAUAAGCACAACUUCCUGUAGCCAUUAAUAAGUUAAAACACAAGCGAAUGAUUUGUGAGAAAUUCAAAUAUUUGAUAGAUGUGAUUUAAGGGUUAUGAUUCUUUGUAUAAGUAAAUCAUUGAGAAACGAAUCAAUCUAAUUUAGAUAACGAGAAAAUUAACAGUGUAUUGAUGGUAUAAUAUGGAUGUCUUUUCAAACAUUACUUGAAAUAAUGUUAAAGUUAGCUUUCCUGUGAGCCCCUGCGAACAUUAGUUUCCUCCUCUGGUCCGUUCUGUGGAUAAAAAACACUUUUUAGUUGGAUGUACUGUUGGAGGUUUUUAAGUGUCCGUGUUGUUUAAAAAAGAAAACAUGGCUCCACUGUAUUUUGAACUAUAGUAUCUAUAUGCAUUUGUGUUGUUAAACCUGGACCUAUACUCUGAUCAGAAGUAUAAUUCAAGUAUUCGUCUCCUACAAUUGAUAGAUGAACUUCGUAUAUAAUGUUUAUUCAGGCGUAUCAGUUGGAUCUGAUUCAGUGAUGAAAUGCAAGAUGCAAAACCUGUUAAUGAUUAAUUUCAUGUUUUUUUCUUCUUAUAUUUGUCUUUGUAGUCAGUGGUAUAUCAUCAGUGGUUUGGUUCAUUCCUGACUUUCUUGCUGCUUCUUUGGCAGACAAUAACCUACUAACUUGGAGUUGUUAGUGAGCUGGUGUAUCCGCCUACAUUUCAUUGUUUUUAAAUGAUAAUUUCUGUUACACCAGACUACAGUGAGUGAUGUAUGGGUAAGUUAGUAUUGUCGUGUCAAUUUGUUACACAAACAAACCUCCCUAAUACCUUUUGUUUUUCAUUAUAUCUAGAUAUAUGGUUGUCUUUAUGUGUCUGUAUGCAGAGGGAAUCAUCUGAAUCAGCCACUGGGGCAUAACUUAGUGUUUGGUGUUGUUUAUCCAAUGCAAGGGUUAUAUUUAUCCCCAACUUCCUGUUCCUAGUUUUGACCUUUAUGCAUGUACGAUAAAGCCAUUUGGUAAAUUACAUAAGUGUCAUAAGCAGUUUUUCAACGGUGCACACACACAUAACACUUCAAAACCUCACAACAUGCAAAAAAUACAAAAGUGGCAACGCAGUGAGGGGAUACACUGUGUUAGUGGCUGAUAGAAGCUGAUCUCUGAGGACCUCUAUUUAGAUCUCAGUGUUGUUAGUCUCCCUCUUUUUGUGAUUUAUUGAAACGUGUAUGAUUUGAAUAGUAACAUUAAAUAUUGACAUCGGCCAGCAUUUAUAAAUAAUGUAUAUAAAUGUAUACCCUUUAUAUUCUAUAUGCAUAUCUAGUUUGUACAAUGUAAAUAGCAAUUAAAGUUUCAGUCCAAUUAAAAAUAUAAAUGUAAUCAGUUUCAAAGUGCUUUUAAACCUUUGUCCUUCAAUUCAUGUCGAUUUUCUUGUAUCUCUAUAUAUUUUAAUAUGUUGCUGGCAGUUACUGUACUGUAAACAAUGUUGCAAUAAAGAUA
Morone saxatilis (striped sea-bass) is the source of this 5035-nucleotide messenger RNA. Its product is annotated as sodium-coupled neutral amino acid transporter 3-like. The transcript has 16 exons. Gene Ontology annotation, molecular function: L-asparagine transmembrane transporter activity; L-histidine transmembrane transporter activity; L-glutamine transmembrane transporter activity. The record is from RefSeq and is a predicted model, not a curated record. Lineage: Eukaryota; Metazoa; Chordata; Actinopteri; Moronidae. The coding region runs from base 508 to 2052 and encodes 514 amino acids. Gene Ontology annotation, biological process: amino acid transmembrane transport; histidine transport; asparagine transport.